This is a messenger RNA of Closterium sp. NIES-65, 507 nucleotides long. NCBI's taxonomy places the organism in Eukaryota, Viridiplantae, Streptophyta, Zygnematophyceae, Desmidiales, Closteriaceae. The record is from the annotation of a GenBank genome assembly.
AUGUAUUCUGUGACUACUAGUGUUGAGGGUGACUGUUACCUGUGUGUACCGCCUGACCCGGGCAUUGAGGCCACUGCUCUAGGUGCUGGUGAGGCUGCUGCUCUAGGUGCUAGUGCGUCUGCUGCCCCAGGUGCCAGUGCUUCUGCUGCCCCAGGUGCCAGUGCGUCUGCUGCCCCAUGUGCUGGUGAGUCUUCUCUCUCAGGUACUACGUUGGCUCAGGCCUUCCACACCUUCACCCUUGACUCGGGUGCGUCCCGCUCCUUCUUUCGAGACUGCACCACUCUUAUGCCGCUUAGUCGGCCGGUUGCAGUCUCCCUGGCAGACCCCUCUGGGGGUCCUGUCCUUGCUAGCUUCUCCACUGUCUUACCGUGCCCGACAGCCCCAUCUGGCACCCUGUCAGGCCGACAAUUGGCCACGUUCACUCGUCGGCCAGGGUCGAGCCUGUACACCCUGACUACUGAGUCUCCUUCGGCUGCUGAGUCUGGUCAGGUAGCUGCGUCGAGUUAG